UGAUAAAGCGAUAGAUAAACCCCGAGCAGGUCGGGUCGGGGCCCCCUCCCAAAUUCGCCUACCCGCCCGCCGGCAGCCGCGCCGUCGCACCCUGCCCCGGCUCCUCGUCUCUGCCGGCACUGGGCAUCCGGCUCGGACUGGGUUCCCCUCUCCUUGCUACGCCCGCCACCGGAUUCAGACAUGGGAGAAGGUGGAGAAGAGAAAUCAUUCAAUUUCCUACAGGUUUUGCUCGAAGGCAGCAUAGCUGGAGGAACCGCUGGUGUUGUGGUUGAAACAGCACUGUACCCAAUUGACACGAUAAAAACCAGGCUUCAGGCUGCUCGAGGUGGAAGCCGAAUUGAAUGGAAAGGCCUCUAUUCUGGAUUAGCUGGAAAUCUUGCUGGUGUUCUCCCGGCUUCUGCGAUAUUUGUGGGAGUGUAUGAACCUACUAAAAGAAAACUAUUGGAGACACUUCCUGAAAAUUUGAGUGCUGUUGCCCAUUUUACUGCUGGGGCCAUUGGAGGUAUCGCUGCUUCUCUUGUCCGUGUCCCUACAGAGGUGGUGAAACAAAGAAUGCAAACUGGUCAAUUCAAGAAAGCACCUGAUGCUGUUCGCCUCAUUGUUGCUAAAGAAGGAUUCAAAGGGCUAUAUGCUGGUUAUGGUUCCUUUCUACUUCGAGAUCUUCCAUUCGACGCCAUUCAAUUCUGCAUAUAUGAGCAACUUCGAAUUGGUUACAAACUUGUGGCGAAGAGGGAGUUGAAUGAUCCAGAGAAUGCACUUAUUGGUGCUUUUGCUGGUGCCAUUACUGGAGCUAUUACAACGCCCCUUGAUGUCAUGAAGACAAGACUGAUGGUUCAGGGACAAGGAACUCAGUACUCAGGAAUUGUAAAUUGUGCUCAGACCAUCCUAAGAGAGGAAGGCCCUAGGGCUUUCUUGAAGGGCAUUGAGCCGCGAGUUCUGUGGAUCGGCAUCGGUGGGUCCAUCUUCUUUGGUGUGCUGGAGAAAACCAAGUCUAUGCUAGCUGAGAGGAGGAACCGCGAGCUACGGGCUAUCAAGGACGAAUGAGGGAAGCUCGGUUGAUUGAUUUACAUUGCAUCUGAAUUUCUUUUUGCCGAUGAAUCUUCUGUGUAACUAGAUAUACAAAAUAAACAGUUUUCUAGUUGGUCCAUAGCAUUUUUGUAAAACACUUGUUUCAUAAAUCAUCAUAACGCAUCAACAAUGGAGGUGGUUGGUUGCGUCU
Panicum hallii is the source of this 1219-nucleotide messenger RNA. Its product is annotated as S-adenosylmethionine carrier 1, chloroplastic/mitochondrial-like. Gene Ontology annotation, molecular function: S-adenosyl-L-methionine transmembrane transporter activity. The coding region runs from base 181 to 1044 and encodes 287 amino acids. Gene Ontology annotation, biological process: transmembrane transport. The record is from RefSeq and is a predicted model, not a curated record. Gene Ontology annotation, cellular component: mitochondrial inner membrane. Lineage: Eukaryota; Viridiplantae; Streptophyta; Magnoliopsida; Poales; Poaceae. The transcript is spliced from 12 exons.